UCAUCUUUCCAUGACUUCCAUCAACAACAGAACACUUGAAAAUGUCGAAUUCUCCAUCCAAAACCUAAUCAAGAGCUGGUGCAGACGGCAAAAAUGGCGACAACUUUGCCUGUUCUCCCCAAAACAACACCAACAAGAACUCACCUCCACCGAACCACGGUGGAGAAUCACUUUAUCUGAGUUCCUGGAGUCAUACCAAGUUCGCCUUUUCACCAUCUUCUUGCUCUCUCUCGACAUUGUCCUAAUGUCCCUCGAACUAUCUUCCUCUCUCCUCUCCUGCACAUCAGCCAAGAAGACGUCAAACAAGGACGAAUGGUUCCGUUGGGGAGGAACCGCCAUUCUGAGCAUCCUCGCCGUUAAAUCCACGGCUCUAGCUGUUGCUAUGGGGAAAUCGUUUUUCAGACAACCUGGCUGUGUGAUGGACGGUGCGGUUGCCCUUAUAGCUCUGGUUCUCCAGGUGUUUCUUGACAGGAAAGGGACAGGUUUCAUCGUUGUGGUGAGCUUGUGGCGGGUUUUGAGGGUUGUGGAGACUGCUUUCGAGCUUAGCGAUGAAGCUAUUGAAGUGCAGAUAAAUGGAAUCAUCAGCCAGUUUCAAGAUCUUAGUCAAGAGAAUAGAACAUUGCUAGAGACUCUUGCAGAGAAAGAUGAAGUCAUCAAGAAGCUAGAAGAAGAGAUAAACCAAUUCAAAGAAACUGUAACAAACCAAUCAUAGGGAGGCUAUGUAAACUCAAUAUGCAGAAACUGUAACUCUCUCUCUCUUUUGUAUUGUUUCAAGCAACAUAAUCAAAGUAAACUC
This is a messenger RNA of Brassica oleracea var. oleracea, 796 nucleotides long. RefSeq lists its product as uncharacterized. Gene Ontology annotation, biological process: proton transmembrane transport. Bases 11 to 712 code for a protein of 233 amino acids. NCBI's taxonomy places the organism in Eukaryota, Viridiplantae, Streptophyta, Magnoliopsida, Brassicales, Brassicaceae. Gene Ontology annotation, molecular function: voltage-gated proton channel activity. Gene Ontology annotation, cellular component: plasma membrane. The transcript has a single exon. The record is from RefSeq and is a predicted model, not a curated record.